UGUUUUGAGGAUAACUUCGACGGGCAUAACUUCAACAAAAAUGACUACUUUCGUUUUCAAUGGAACAAACUUAAUCGCAAGCUUCCUUUUUCUAAAACUGGCUAUGCAGUGGCCUUGUUUAAUGGUAACUUGGGAAAAACUUGAAAAAGAACUGUCAACUAGACACAGAAAACUUUCUAAAACAACUUUGUCUACGAAGUUCAAAAUCGUAACUAUAGUGGUGAUGAUAUUUGCCUUAGUGGAACAUACUUUUUCAAUACUACAUGGGUACAUCAGGGCUAAAGAUUGUGCUCAGUUCCGCGGAGAUCCAGAUAUUACAGGUGUUUAUUUCCAGUCGCAAUUCCCGCAAAUAUUUUCUAGGAUUUCAUACAGCUUAUGGAAAGGAAUACUGAUUGAUAUAAUCAAUAUUUUAAGUACAUUCUCAUGGAACUUCGUCGAUUUGUUCCUCAUUCUCAUCAGUAUAGCUUUAGCAGACCAAUUUCGUCAAGUAAAUAGUCGCUUAUACUCUAUAAGGGGCAAGCCCUAUGCGAGGUAUUAUUGAGAAAAUUUACUUCGGCUUCUCCUUCGGAUUUCUACUGGCAAGAACAAUGGUAGUUUCAUUGUGCGCUGCAUCGAUUCACGACGAAUCCUU
Molecule: messenger RNA, 631 nt
Organism: Megachile rotundata (alfalfa leafcutting bee)
Lineage: Eukaryota; Metazoa; Arthropoda; Insecta; Hymenoptera; Megachilidae
Biological process (GO): detection of chemical stimulus involved in sensory perception of taste; DNA integration; sensory perception of sweet taste
Cellular component (GO): membrane
Molecular function (GO): sweet taste receptor activity; nucleic acid binding
Source: RefSeq, a predicted model, not a curated record